Messenger RNA from Lucilia cuprina (Australian sheep blowfly), 954 nucleotides. RefSeq lists its product as uncharacterized. The coding region runs from base 1 to 954 and encodes 317 amino acids. The record is from RefSeq and is a predicted model, not a curated record. Gene Ontology annotation, biological process: DNA integration. NCBI's taxonomy places the organism in Eukaryota, Metazoa, Arthropoda, Insecta, Diptera, Calliphoridae. The transcript has a single exon. Gene Ontology annotation, molecular function: nucleic acid binding.
AUGUUGCUAAUAAUUACUGAUGCUUUCAGUAAGUGGGUCGAGGUGAAGAUUACUAACUCAGUCAGCACUGCAGCUACGGCAAAUGUGCUUGAUGAGCUUUUUGCUGCUUACGGGGUUCCCGUUACCAUUGUUUCUGACAACGGAACUUGCUUUACUUCCGCCGAAUUCAGAAAUUAUCUCGGCAUUGUUGGUGUUAAGUAUCACAAACGAACAGCUCCUUACCAUCCAUCAAGCAACGGACAGGUGGAAAGAUACGUGCAGACCGUUAAGGAUGCCUUAAAGAAUAUGGGCACAACCAGACGCACUCUUCAGGAAAACCUCAAUGAAUUUCUCAGACAAUAUCGAAAAGCCCCACACUCAACAACGGGUCAGUCCCCUUCACAAUUGUUUUUAGGCCGUACUAUUCGUACUCGAUUGGAUCUCGUCUACCCUACGGACAUUCCAACCUCAGUUAUGGAAAAGCAAUACAUGCAAUUCACACCAACGUAUAGAACAAUUGAUAAAGGCGCAAGGGUACAGUUUUUGUCUGGAAAUCCACGAAUGGAAAAGUGGUUGUUUGGCACUAUAUUAACACGCUUAGGUGACUUGCAUUACGAAGUGGACUAUAAAGGUAAACGUGUUAAACGUCAUAUAGACCAAAUAAGGAAUACUGGUGUUCCUGAUGAAGGCGAUGUUACUAGCAGAACAACACCCAAGACACAAACCAGCACUCAAGAUCCAGGUAUUAGAAGAUUUUCCUCUAUUCAAAUGUCACCACAAGACAGGAGUGAAGUAUCUGGAAGCGACUUGAACUACUUCACACCAACCCAACUCAGCUCAUAUUCAAGAACGACAACAACGGAAGGAAGUGAGUGUCAUACUGGUAGUGAUCUAGCCAACCAAAGUCCAGGAAAGGAAGUUCAGACAAUCCAACCAAAAUGGGAAACCUGGAUCCUCUUCAUCGCAGCGGUCUAA